Thyridium curvatum is the source of this 1854-nucleotide messenger RNA. RefSeq lists its product as uncharacterized. The record is from RefSeq and is a predicted model, not a curated record. NCBI's taxonomy places the organism in Eukaryota, Fungi, Ascomycota, Sordariomycetes, Thyridiales, Thyridiaceae. The transcript has 2 exons. Bases 1 to 1854 code for a protein of 617 amino acids.
AUGGGGCAGGCUCAGUCGAGCGAGCCUGUGGCUCCUCCGUCGAAUGAGCAGAUCACCAAGCAGCUCGCAAACAAGUUUGCAGAAAAGUGCUUCACUUCUCUGGAGCUGUACUCGCUCAAGGACAACUUCAAGGGCCUGGCCGACACCCAGCAAGGGGUCAGGUACUUUAAAGAGGAAACCGUCUCGCGUUUCCUCGAGAUCCCUGAUGUCCUCCAUGUCUCUCCGGUGCUGUUCAACAUGCUGUCCUACAUCGGCGCCUUUCCCUUUCUCCAGGAUGCGCCGGCCGUGCUCGGACUGGAGCAGAUGGUCAUCGUCAUCACCAUCCUGACAGAGAGAUAUCGGAGAGUGCUGGCCAAGGGGCCUACGGACCGCCGGAAACUGCUCUUCAAGAGCUUGGCAGUCUAUGAUAAGAAGCUGUCUGAGAUGGGCGGCGAGAAGCAGCCCGGCUCGGCCCAAGCCGAACCGCCCGCGGCAACGUCGACUACUACCACGACGGCAGGAUUCGCCGUGGAUCAGCCCGGAGACGACGAGCCGGAAGAUGCGGCGGAGGAAGACGACAGUCUGGUCAUGGCAGCCUUCGAGUCACUAGACUAUGUUGCCGCCUUCAAGCACGGCAAUGCCCCCACCAUCCACGGAGCUAUGAUCCCCGCCGAUAACUUUCGCAAACUCGUCAUGCUCCUCCUCAUCAUCGCGCCCAUGGAGCCCCAGGAGAGACUGUCCCAGUACUCCCACCGAGUGGUCGGCGACGAGCUGGAGAACCUGCGAUCCACGGCAGAGAGCGUGUUGGCCACAUUCUUGGAUGUCGAAAAGUCGCCGGGGAUUAAGUUCAAACACUUUGACGCCAUCGUUCCCGUCUGCUUCCCCUACCUCUUCAACGGCCUCAGCUCGCUCUUUGAGCACUUUCUCUUCUCCAAAAACCUGGACCUCUCCAAGCACAAAGACGGCCUCCCACCCCCGAAAAUGGUGGCCGAGAGUGAACCACAACCGCUGCUACAGGACAAGGGUGACAUUCUAGACCUCAAUGUCCUCUCGCAGCUCUCCUUCUUCAUCCCGGGCUCCGAUCUCUUCCGCCGCCUGCGCCUCCUCUACUCGGGUGACAACGACGGCUUCUCCAUGGGCUCGUUCGAGACCAAAGUCUUCAACUGGCGCGCUCCGACGAUCGUCCUGGUCCGCGGCACCCGCGUCGACGACACCCCGAACAAGGGCCAGGAGUCGUCCUUCGCGGCCACCCUGCCGCCCCGCCGCUUCCCCCACGGCAGCACCUCGGACCGCCUCACCUUUGGCGCCUACAUCGGCCAGCCGUGGCGCCACACGAACCGCGAGUGCUUCGGCGACACGGACUGCAAGCUCUUCCAGCUCGAGCCCGUGCACGACGUGUUCCCGGCCUCGAGCCUCAACCGGGACUACGCCUGCUUCACCAAGCCGCCUUCGUCGUCGUCGUCGUCCGCCCACGGGGGAGGCGUGUCCUUCGGCUGCCCGGCCCCCGCGGCCUCGUCGCAGAGCUACCGCCGGACGGGCACGGUCUCGCUGGGCCCCGUGUCGCUGCUGCUCGACUCGAGCUUCGAGUUCGGCGUCUUCACGCACGACCACACGUCGCGCGGCGGCGCGUUCGCCACGAGCGCGGCCCGGCCCUUCGACUUCCAGGACCGGUUCGAGGUCGAGAGCCUCGAGGUCUGGGGCUGCGGCGGGGACGCCGAGGCCCGGGUCCAGGCGGAGCGGUGGGCGUGGGAGGCGCGCGAGGCCGAGGCCCGGCGCAGGGUCAACCUGGGCACCGGGGACGUCGAGGCCGACCGGGCGCUGCUCGAGAUGGCGGGGCUGAUCGGGCAGAACCGGAGCGGGGGGAGCAUGUCGUGA